This is a messenger RNA of Drosophila yakuba, 9715 nucleotides long. RefSeq lists its product as uncharacterized. The coding region runs from base 9143 to 9715 and encodes 190 amino acids. The transcript is spliced from 3 exons. Lineage: Eukaryota; Metazoa; Arthropoda; Insecta; Diptera; Drosophilidae. The record is from RefSeq and is a predicted model, not a curated record.
AUGCCAUGAUUUAUGAUUUUAAGAUAAUUUAAUUGUGUAUUGUGACAUUAUAAGCUAAGGUUUCGUAGUUAAUAGUUUAAUGAAAUGGUGAUAAUAACCAUUUUAAGGGAAAGUCAUCUUUUAUAAAUUUGACAUCAUUAGGUAGUCUGGUAAACUUAAGACUUAAGUUACAAGGAGAAAAGCCUUUCACUUUGAUCCUAAUUAUUUACUAUAUACAAAAAGCCAGAACUGACUCCCCCAAAUUGGCCAUCAAUCUUUGUCUUCCCCUUUUGCAAUUACCAGAAAUCUGCCCAAAGCCAAUUGAAGGUUAUGCCAUCGCAUUCAGACUCCAGGUGGUGAACUCAGCUGGUUAGCGAACCAAAAAUUUACAUAAUCACUUAACUCAUGGCCCACAUUUCAGGUGAUUAUCAUCGGGUCGGUGGAGAAACAAUGCCCUGGCCAAAGAUCUGGACAUAAAUUAAGUCCAGUCCAGUCCAGUCCACAAACGGAAAACGGACGAGCUGUCUGCCCUUAAUCUUGAAUUACAAAUCGAGUGCAAUUAUCCGACGGGACGGCUGCAAUGAGUCUCUCGAUUGGGUUCUUGGGUACCCCCCAUUCGGGGGGCCCCUUGGCAAUUUGUUUUCACACUUUACGAUUUGCAUGGCCGGAUCAAUGUUUUCGAUAAGCGUCGACAAGGUUUCCUUGGGAGUCGGAACCUGGUUUUGGACUGGCUCCAAAGGAGAGCCAUUCUCUAGUCCGGGAGUCCAGCAUUCCACUUCCCACUUCCAGCGGCAUUUGCGUGCCCAGUUUUUCUCCUUUGGCGCUACUGUGUGCGCCUUUAAAUUUCGCAUUUAAUUGAUUUGUCAACACAAAUGUCCGUCGCGGCUUCCUGGCCAAGUAAGCCGCUUACUCGCAGCGACUUGGCCUAAACACACGAGUUAUGCCGGCAUAAAUUGCCGACUUUAGUCUUUGACUGCCAAUCGAAAGUCGAGUGCUGGCCCAGGGCCAAGCGAUAUGUUGUUAUUUCAAAGACUUCAAAGCCGCAUCGACGCAUCGCUAACUGCAAUCAUCAAUCAAAAAUUAAAGAGCCGGGAAAUGUGUAUCUCUGCUCAUUCAAUCCGCUAAAAGUUGCAAUCUCAUACUCAUUCGGAAUGGUCAUUCGAAUGCAGGGCUCCAAGGGAGCUUCUGUGUGGGCGAUUCUUACGUGGUCGGACUCUUGAAUCUCGAUGGGACGCGCUCUUGAAAGAAGCAAGUGAGGAUUGGCACAGUGGCGAGCUGCCUUCUCAAUAUUUGGAUGGCUAAGAACUUGAUUUAUGGCAGAUAUGUGGUGUAAGCACAAAUAAUAUUUCAUUAAAUUCACUACAGAGUGGCAUUCUUACAAGUAGAUACUAGUUAUAAUUCACUAAUGCAUUGCAUAUAUCUGCGGUUGCAUUUAAAAACGAUUGUGCCACUGUAUUUGCGCCAUUGUCUCCUGACACUUGGCGACAUUCCUGAUUUCCCUUUUAUUUUCAGGUAGCGCCAGUGCGCCCUCCCUGAAUCUGAAUUAUGUUGUCAUGUCCCCCGGCUCUUUGUUUUUCUGUCCCCUGCUCCGUUUGGCUUUGUCUUUUGGCUUUGUCAGUUGGCUUUCGGUUCUCUGGCUUUUUGGCCUUCUGCAAAAUGCGAACACGCGCCCCAGCACGUGGGCGAAUAAUUUCUGCCGCCGUUUGUGUCUGUUUCCUUUGAUAUUUUUCCCUUUUUUUGUGUUUGGGAAGGGGCAGCUCCAUCUGUGCGGCGCUUAUUAAUUGUGUGCGAAUGUUUGCACAAUUUGUCAAUAUUAUCGCACAAAACAUGACCAUUGGCAGCCGCCCCCGCACUUCACCGUCCCGCCAGCCAUAACAUCUUGUUCAGCUACCAAAAAUGGUUUGCCUAAGUGAUUUGUGAUUUAUGAAUUCACUCGAUUUUCGCUUGCACAUUUAAUGGGAUGUGGCGGGCGUGAUUGUCACUCAUUUUUCUACACAGAAAAAAUUGUUGUGUACUUACUACUUUGCUCUAAAUAGCUUUCUAGAUUUGCUUUCAAUGUUGGUAAGGCUUUUAAUAAUUUUGUAGCACUUGUGUAUAGCUCAUGCAAACCAAAGCUUAGCUAGUUUAUAGUUAAAGCUUUGUUUGUAGAUUUAAGAGAAUUUAAGAGAAAUGGGUUUAAGAUGUCUCUGAUAUGAUAGAUUGUUUUGCAGUUUUUGCAAGUUGUAUGUUUAUUGAUGAGAUAGAUAAUUCGGACACAGAGAUCGAAUUUCCUUGCUCUGUAUCUGUAUCUGUAUCUAUCUCUAUCUACCCGUCUAUAUAGAUAUAUCUAUCUCUAGCUGGAGCUCGGUCUUUGGCCUGGGGGCCUGACUAUUUGCUAAUUCCCCAGCCCCAACCCGCUCACGUCUGGCAAUAUGCUUUACGACUUUAUAAUGCCCGGCUAAUUGGGUCAACCAGCUCGUUGGGCAAAGGGGGCGGGGUGGCAGAGGGGGUGUGGCAGGCGGUGGAGAAGGGGGAGUCAACGCAUGUUUCAAAUGUUUGAUAAACGCGUUGUGGCAUUGCCUCCUGACACCACUCAUACAUAUUAAUGCCUGACGACGACAAUGUUGUAUAUUUGUGUCUGGUAGCAAACUGGGUGUUGCUCCAAUGUUGGCCAAAACCCACGUCCAAACUAACGGAUUGGCACCUGGGAUCUGGAAUCUGGGAUCUGAAGUUGGGUUCCCCACCUGAGUUGAGUGGGCGUUGCGGGGCACAAAGGAGCUGUGAUUAGUAGCAACUGUACUGGGCUGUCACAUCUGUAAUCUAACUUCAGGAACAGGAAAUGAGAUAUACCAAAUUGGGUGGAGAAAAUCGAAGUUUUUGAAUCUAGCUCGUAGAAUUACCUCCAUCUAAGCAAAUUUAUAAUUUUUAGGUAUUACCUUUUCAUCAAUAGAUUGGCAGUUACCAAUACGACAGUAUAAUAUCUAAACAACUCUGUUCUUAUAUCUAAUUGAGGGGGAUUUCAAAAAAAUGUGGCUCAUGUAAGGGGCGUCUCCAUUGGGUCGACUUAAUAGAAAGCGAAAACUCGACAAUUUUCCACGAGUGCCACAACUCGCUGGCUGCUAAGCCGCGAAAGUAAAUAAUCCAAUUAUCGCACACAUGCGCGCCCAUAGCAUAAAUAAAAUCAUUUGAUAAGACAAGCCGUAGACCAAGGAGACGGAAGACGGGAGACUAGAGGCCAAAGACUGAAGACUGAAGACUGAACACUGAAGAUUGGAGACCGAAGAAGGCAGACCGAAGACUAAAGACUGAAGACUGAAGAGCGAGGACCGGGCGGGGAAAUUGCAUAAACAUGUUUGGGAGCCGCUCACUGAGGAAGUAAGUCAGUCAGAUGAGAGUCGACUUUGCAUUUGAAAUAUGCUGCAUUAAUAUGCCGAUAAAUAUUUGCCAGCCAUCGGGCGACUCUCUUCGGAUCUUCGGCUAUAUGUGUAUGGCGAUAUAGCCAUAUAGCUGGCCAACAACUCAAUUAGAUGGCAGUCUGGGGUGGGUUUGAAAUUAAAUGGCAUAAAAUAUUUCCGCGAAUGAUCAUUAGCCGAUCCUGAUUACGAUCGCGAUCAUCAUGGGCAGACUUGGCGCAACUUUGUCGCCUCCUUAGUGGAGUUUCUCUGGAAAUUACUCGAAUUCGGAGGGUAUAUUGGACUAAAGACCUAUUGACACGUAUACCUAAAGUAAUGAAGCCAUUUUCUAGUUUUCUUAACUUUUUUUGGCGCUGCCAUUAUAAAGUAUGCGAUGAUAAAGUAUUUCUUGAGCGCUUGAGGUUCAGCGCUACUGGGUACUCACAGUUCGAUUCUGCAGUGCCAACACCCCCCUCCUUUUAUCCGAAUCCCCAUUUCGUGUCCGUGUGCAUUGUGUCAAUGUCAGCAAUGUCUUUCCAUCUUUCCAUCUGCGUCUGCGUGGCGUGUCAACAAUUUGACAGACAUUCAUCAGCGUUCGCCACUUUGGAGCUGCCUGUGUCGCAUACUCAAUCAGCAAGGGGAAGUCGACUGGGAAUGGGAGUUGCAUCUGGAGUUGGAGUUGGUGGAGUUGGAGCUGGAGUCGGGAUCGAAGUUAAAGUCGGAGGUGGUGUAGGGGGGAGCCCAGUGGAGUGCCGUGCCAAGUCGCAGUUGUCAUUUGUGCGGUGUGGCUUUUGCCUUUGUGCCGCGUGCGCAUAAUUGAUUUUUUCCCGGCGAUUUGCUGGUUGUUUGCUGGUCAGCUGCCUGUGUUCUCCUGCUGCCGUUGUCAUAUUAAUGUCAAAAAGAUUGCACUUGAUCAUGAGUUGCGUGUUUGCCAAUUUGUGCACACAGAGGGCCCCGAAGAAUGGGGCGAACGUGGGCUGCUCUUCAGCGGCGGCAGAAGAAUUCAGUGUAUUCAGAACUGUGUGCAGGAGAAUCAUGGGAAAGCCGAGUGAAAGGAGUGCGGAUGGGUGCACUUGUUCGUGGGCGUUAUUUCAACACCAUGGGAAAAUAUUUCCACAGCUCUCGCCGCUCGACUGCCAUUUGUAAAGGGAAUGCGAGCCGGGUGGCGAAAAAAAAAAACAAUAAUGAUAUUGCUAAAUAUGAACAAACAAUUGGGAGUAUUUAUCGAUUAAAUACCUAAAUACCAGGUGGGUCUAGACAUUCACUAAAAAUAAAACGUGCGUCAAGUACUUUAUCGUUGGCGAUCACAUGGCUUGCCUCGCUUUGUUUUGCAUUCCGCAGCACAUUACUGACCUAAGCUACCCAAACAAGUAAUGGGUGUGAAUCAGUGACACUUGGCAUGGGCCAUAUAACUUUAAGGGGUUAAGAGGUUAUGACAUUUGGUUGCUUGUGCUUUCUAAUGGCACAAGUCUAGCUAUUUACUUUAAUGCAAAUAAUUGUGACUUCUCUGUGCAUGUUUCAUGCACUUCAUCCUUAAGGGUGAUUAGUUUACCUUUCAUAAUCGUAACAUUCAGAACCUGUUAUUUUCCUUAGCCUCUCAAUGAAGCCCCUCUAAACGCCAGUUGCGCCCUUUCAACAACUUCCUCCGGGCACUUGAUGAUAUGUUCUGCCAGCUCAAUUGCCAUUUAAUUACUUCAUUUAACAAAACCAACAGCAACAUCACUUAAACUGAGGGCGCCUCACAUUGCAAUUGCACAUGUUGAAUGCAAUUACAGGCAAAGCAUUUAGACGCCAAUAAUUAUUGGAUAUUUAUAUGCAGUCAAGAGCCGCCAACAAGUUUGCCAGACGCUAAAAGCCCCACCAGUCGUGUGGUUGAUUUCCAAGGGGGGGGGAGUCUCGGUUGAAUGGGUCACCCCCGCACAUUGCAUUGACAUUGAAUUGCAUCUGCUCCAAUCUCUAACUGUAAAGUGCCAUCAGACGUUAGGAUGAGAUUGUUUGCCCAUUUCCGCCCCUCCAUUUGUGCCACAUCCCCCUUUUCGUUCACUGCCAUUCGAACUUACAUAUAUGUAUGUUUGUAUAUGGCUAAAGUUGUUUUUGCUCUUGGCUCUUAGCACUCACUUUAUUAAAUGACAAUUUGAACGACGAUGAUGUUAAUGAUGUUAAUGAUGCUUAUGGGGUUGGGACUCAAUGAACAUUUGAUUUGGAUCUUGAGAGGGUGAUGGGAAUCGAAAUAUGUCUCGCUCUUUCAAUCAAUUAGGGCCCAAGGAGGAACAAAUAUUUAAUUUACUAUAAUUUAUUACUUUUAAUUUUGCUAAGUUAACUGCUCUUCCUUACAUAUUAUUGUGAUUUUUCUCUUAUCAGAGAAAAGAUGCUACGUAGGUUUAUUAUGUUUUUAAGAGCUUAUAAAACACUUAAUUUAUUUAUAACAUUGCGAACGUAUAAUUUCGUUCUUAGUCACCUAAAGUUUCCAUUACUCAAAACCCCUUAGAUCAACACUUGUCGAACGGGUUUCCAUCGCUGGAGCCAUUAACCCGUUGAUGUAAUCAAUCCGAGGUGCAACAUAUUAUUCAAUUAAAUCGAACUAUUGCAUAAAUCUUGACCAGCAGUCACCCCGUUGCCUUCCACACCCAAGAGCGGGCCAUUCAUCAAGAACUGGCUGCGCUUGUCAUUAUGUCAAGUUCGUUGAGCAAUCCACUAAACCAGAGUUGUAAUCAGAAACGGCUAUAAAGCCACCCCAGUCAAAUCCCCAUCCCAAUCCCAAUCCCCAUCCCCAUCCCCAUCGCCAUCCCCAUACCAAUUCCGUUCAGUGCCACUACUAAGUUGUCGCUGGCUCAUAAAAAUGGCAAUCACAUUUGCAUUGCAUGCUCGACCAAUGUGAAUCGGACAUCAUACUGCGCAUUUCCAAUUCGAUCCGAUCGUUGCCCGAUCGCCAGUAUUUAUUUCUAAGGGGUGGGAGGGCUGAAAAGGGCUAAGCUUAACCCAACAAAGCCGAUAGACAGCACGCAGUUUCCCCGGAAAUCUGUUUACAAGUGACACGGCCGACUAUUUAUAGGGGUCUGAAGUUCCCGAGGCUGUGUGUUUGGAUUUUUGAACUCCUUGAGUUGCCAAUCAGGCCGGACGAGUCUGAACUCAAUUGGAAAUAUUUUCAUUUGAGUGGCGGAUUUUCCCAAUUAGGGCUAUCCUAAAUUUCCCAGAUAUAACAUUGUAGAUUAUUGAUUAGGUAAGAAGGGAAAUAUGCGUCUCUAGAGCAAAGUACCUUCAAUUUAAACGGCUAGUAAUAUUACAUCGAAAUCAAUAAUGAAUGCUUUCUUGAAUGCUUGACAUCAGUAGUUAGUGUCUCCUUGCAACUCACUUUUAAAUCAGUUCAUGAGCAGGCAGAACCCAUUUUCCUUUGCCCUCGAUUUUGAUUCUGGCUUUAGCCAGUUUGCGAUUAUCUUUCACUGGACAACCACACCCUGACAUAAAGUUAAUUAAAAGCUUUCAACGCUUUUGACACUUGCCGCUAAUGUCGCGCCGCCCAAAAAUGCCUCCCAUAGAUAAUGUUUCUGUUUUUUAGCUUGCCACAAGGUGUCCUUGUGCGUGGAGUUUUCCACAAUUAGUUCAGCUUGCAGCGGCCUGUUCUGACAAUUAAGAAAUUCCUGGCUGCGUUUGCCGGCUGCUCAGUAAUUUUUAUCACAUACAUUUUUUAUCGCAAAUAUCACAACUUCAUCAGCAAUCAAUGCGGCCAACAACACGAGAGGCGGGCAGGCAGACAAUUAGCCAUAAAAUUAGCUGCAAGUUGGCUCAAGGAAUGCGUUGUCGAUGGCCAAGGCGCUUGGCGGUGGCAAAUUGAAAACAAUUUUAGCUAUUUGCAUAUAAAUGCAACCUGAGACGCUGCCAACCAGCAGCAGCAACAAAAGCUGCAACAACAGCGGCAACCUGCAGCUGCAAUGCUGCCCACCGAUAUUGCCAUAAAUGUUGCAGGCCCACUGUGGAAUAAAGUUUUUAAAAACCAAAAAAAAAAUUUGAAUAAAAAAUUCCAGCCAAUUUCAACUCUAAAGGUACGUUGGUGUACUUAGUUAAAAGAAAAAUAGAUUUUCUUAGAUUUAAGAUAAGGUGCACAACAUAUAUAAGAAUUGUUACUAGGGCCAAGUACAAAAGGUUUAAGUUUACUUCCAAAUUAUUUGGCUAUAAUCAGACCACAAAUUUGUUCUUGUGUUCAUCGCACUAAUGAGUUUUUGAUCUUUUUUUACUUCUUUUUCCUGUACCCAAUUUAUUUAACUGAGCUGUGCCAAAGAAGGCUUAUUGAAAUUGCAUAUUAAAUUAAGUAAUUUAGUUUAAUGACCAUUGCUAAUACCAUUUGAAUUAACACAUAGAAAGAUAAAGAAAUGUCUUAGGGAGAGUAAAAAAGAUUAUUAAUGUUUAAGUGAUCUUUAAUCAAGCCCUAAUUAAGAAAUAUUUGUCCAUGAGUUUUGUUCUUGUGAGAUACUCGCUAAUGGGUUUUUGAUCACCUUAUCGGUCACCAGUUUUUAGUGCCGCUUCCUGGGGCUAAUUUGUUCCACUGUGCUAGGCUGUUCAGUUUAUCGAAAUUGCAUUUGCCAUAUAGUUCAUAAUGGCAUGUUCUUCGACUGUGGUCAGUACUAAAGAGAUAAAGAUUGCGGAGGGCGAUCGGCAAACGCUUUUAUCAGCUCACUGGCAUAAAUAUUGAUACAGCCUGAACAGUCGCCUUGGCAACAAUUAAGGUAGCCAGCGAUGGAAGAACCGCACAAACCGCCCACGUGGUCGAAAAAUACAUCAACAUAUGGAGUGAAUAAAUGCCCAAACACUUGUGGAUAUUGUUAAGAAAUACUUCCACACAAGCACAAAAGUUCAAACUACAUUUCACGCCUAAUUUCAUCUGACAACAACAGCGGCGAAAAGUUGGGGCAUAUUUUUACACAUUUUCUUGAUGUUGUUUUUUCACUUUGUGGCUAAGGGGGGAACGGAAGGGGGCUCUGUGGUGGUUGCUGUGUUAAUUUGGGACAUAAUUGCAAGCUCGCCAGGAUGAGUGGGGCGAUGGGGCGAUGGAGCGGAAGAGGGGGCGGCACAGUGGGGCGGAGGGGACAGCUGCGCCGACUGGUUAUGACAGCAAUGACAGCUGCGGCAGCGUCGGCAUUUGAAUAAUUUGCAAUUAAACGCUCCACGCGGCUCAGCAAUUAAGCAAGGAGUCAAGGAAGAGGUGCGGCGAAGAGGUAGCACAGAGAGAAAAAUCGGGUACAGGAUUCAUCCUAGGAGACCCAUGAUUCAAUGCUAUUUAAAUUCAUAAAAUAUCUAAAGCAUUGUAUUCUGCUUUGUCAUAUUGUUAUGAAACUGUAAUGGUUUUAAUAUAAGAAAUUCAAUUAAAUUAUCCUCACAGUAGUCGUGGGAGUGGGAGCAUUUGCAAAAACGUCACACGGACCACACGACGUAUGCGUAAUAUGUGCAUCUGAUUCGGCGAGCCUGGUCGGCUUUUGAACGGGUUUAUCUGGUAGUACACAGGAGUUGGCCUGAGAACGAAUGCAAAUGUCCACGUCCAUCAGCUGUCCGCAGCUGCUGAAAGUUGAUGGCCCGCGAUGAAGACAGCGGACCGGUCAAAACCAACACCCAACUGUGUUUCCAAUUAAACGCCGCUUAGCCAAACAACGCUGCCAAACAAACGAGCAAACGAGCAACUGGGCAACUGAACAACUGAGCAACCGAACAACCCAAAACAACCCGAUCAGCCAAACGUCAGCGCUACUUUCAGUUUGCUUUACGGUUAGUUCGUGAGCUGGUCGCACUGAACUUGAAUCCGUAUGUGGCAGACAGUUGGGGUCUGGAGCUCCAAGCCACCAAGCCACCAGCCGCAAGAUCAGAUCCAGAUUCAGAUCAGAGCUCUGCGAUUCGGAGCAACUCUGCGCAGCAAGUUUACCAACACCAGUGCAGAGUGCAGCAAAGAGUUCUGCUCCGGCAUCAGGGGAUGGCUGACCGCCAAAGGUGAGCUGAACCUGGACAUCCAGCUGAAUCGCACCUUGAGGAAUGGAUUGAGGACAACAAUUACCCUCCUGCAGCUGAUCGAUGGCAAGGAUCGGUACCAGACACUCUUCAGCUACGACAUGGACACCUGCAAGACGCUGCGGGAACUGCUGCAGUCCAGUUUGAUGAAGGUCUGGCUGAGGAACGUGUUCAAGUACGGGAACCUGGCCGAACGCUGUCCCAUUCCGCCAGCCAGCUACAAUGUCCGCAACUUUCAGCUGGAGAACCACAGCAUUCCGGGGUAUUUGCCAGCGGGAUUCUACCGCCUCCACGACACAAAUUACUACGGAAAGCCCAAGGGCAGGCAUCGCCGUUCGGUGGCCACUUUCAUACUGGAUAUAAAGUUCUAUUAA